Messenger RNA from Centruroides sculpturatus (bark scorpion), 2807 nucleotides. RefSeq lists its product as uncharacterized. The coding region runs from base 250 to 2784 and encodes 844 amino acids. The transcript has a single exon. The record is from RefSeq and is a predicted model, not a curated record. Lineage: Eukaryota; Metazoa; Arthropoda; Arachnida; Scorpiones; Buthidae.
AGCGCACAGCCCAAACAACUGGACGGAUCGGGCUGAAAUUUGGCAUGCAGGUAGAUGUUAUGACGUAGGCAUCCGCUAAGAAAGGAUUUUGAUCAAUUCUACACAAGCGUCUAGCGACCGGGCGCGUUCCAACUUACUCUGAUGGUGUCUCCCUCUGUCGGACAGUUUAGGAACUAUUUGGUCUAGUGCAAGGUCUUUGGGUUAAGUAGUAGUUUGUUUGAUAUCCGAAGAUUUGUCCUUAUUGUUGAGAUGGCCGACAUCGUGAAUGAAAUACCUGAACUUACGGCUUCUGCAGAAACUGACAUUGUAAAUAGUUACACAUGCACAUUGUGCAGAAAGACUUUUAAACAGUUUCGUUAUUUAAAAGUGCAUACAAACAAUUUUCAUCCAGAUCACGUGAACGAGUUAGUGAAUCCAAAGAAGUUGCAGAAAGUGUUUAAUUUUCCUUGUCAUUUAUGUUCCAGGAAAUUCAAUCAAAAUCGCCGGCUACGUUAUCAUCUCCGGAAUGACCAUGGUGAAAUAAUUGAAACACCUGAUAAUUCGAACAUUUUGAACUGUGGUCUGUGUGGUGCUAGUUAUUCCAAAAAACUUCUGCUGGAACAUUUUAACAGCGUUCAUGAAUUAACAAUACAAGAAGAAGUACUGACAUUUUCUUCAGUAGACUUGUUUAUAGCAUGGAAAGAAGAGACUGAACAAAAGACAUAUGCUAAAUUUGUUAAAACUACCAGAGGUCCUGAUUCAAGGUAUGCAGGACAAGUCAAACUGUAUUUUUCUUGUCACCGCUCUGGAAUAUAUACACCCAAAGGUAAUGGAAUUAGACAUCUUAAGACCCAGGGUAGCAGCAAAAUAAAUGCUUACUGCCCAGCAGGAAUGAAGGUCAUUCAAAAAGAAAAUGGUGAAUGUACUGUAAAAUUCACAAAAACACAUGUGAGUCAUGACAUAGACAUGGGACAUUUAACUUUAACAGCAUCACAACGUUUCUCAUUAGCAAGUAAAAUAGCUGAAAAAAUACCAUUGGAUGUUAUUCUUGAUGAAAUCAGAGAUUCUCUCUCUGAUUCUACACUUCACAGACUACAUCUGUUAACAAAAAAGGAUCUCUACAACAUUGAACAAGCAUAUAAUUUACAAAAAGAUGGUGUAAAGCACCAAGAUGAUGGAAUAUCUGUAGAUGUUUGGGUAAAUGAAAUGAAAAUUAAUAAUGACUCUUGUGUUUUAUUUUAUAAACCCCAAGGAAUCUAUUCAAAUGAAACAAAAUUAGUAAAAGAAGACUUUGUUUUAAUAAUAAUGAAUGAUAUUCAGCAGCACAUGUUGCAACAAUUUAGUGCUGAUUGUAUAUGCAUAGAUGGGACACAUGGAAUGAACAGUUAUGACUUUGAACUAACCACAUUAUUGAUAAUUGAUGACAUAAGACAAGGAUUCCCUUGUGCCUUUCUUAUUUCAAACAGGACUGAUCAACUUAUUUAUGAGUUAUUUUUUGAAAGCAUUAAAGAAAAGGUUGGAAUAAUAUCUCCAAAGGUUUUCAUGUCUGACAUGGCUGAAGCAUUUUUCAAUGCUUGGAUUCAAGUUAUGAAUCAGCCUCAGUUAAGACUCUUCUGUACUUGGCAUGUAGAUCGAGCAUGGAGAAGAAAUCUCAAUAAAAUUCGUAUCACAGAAAAGCAAGCAGAAACUUACUUAAAAUUACGAGUGUUACUUCAAGAAAGAGAUCAAGAUGCUUUUUAUCUCUUGGCAGAUGAGAUCAUGAGGAAACUUAAAGAAGACCCAGAUACCAUUGAUUUUGCUACAUAUUUUUCAAAUGUAUACAUGAAAAAUCCCACCUCAUGGGCUUACUGUCACAGGAAGUGGAGUGGUCUAAACACAAAUGCCCAUUUGGAAAGAAUGCACAGGACUUUGAAAUAUAUUUAUUUACAUGGCAAAAAUGUCAAACGACUAGAUAAGGCAAUAAAUGCUAUCAUGAAGUUUGUAAAACAUAAAACGUUUGACAGAUUGAUAGUACUUCACAAAGGCAAAGUUACUAGUAAAUUAAGAGACUUAAGAAAAUGCCAUAAACUGAGUGAAAAUUUAAGUUUGCAGGUCCUUGAACAAGAAGAAGGCUGGAUUGUAGAAUCUUCAUCACAAAGAGAACUUUAUCAUGUAGAAAAAGUAACUAAGGACUGCAAGUGCCAGAUAGUGUGUGUUCCCUGUAAAGCAUGUAUUCAUCAUUUCACCUGUACAUGUCUUGAUUCAACAGUUCAUUGGAACAUGUGCAAACAUAUUCACACAGUUUGCAGAUAUCUUCAAACUAAAGAAUUGCAACAAUUUCCAACAAAAAAUAAAGAAAAUGAACAAAUUAAUACAGAAUUGCAAUAUGAAUUAUUAAAUUCAUCAAGUGCAGAAAUGAUUGAUGAAAGAUUGAUUAUUUUUGAAGAUAAAAGAAAGGAAGAGUCGUCAUUACUCAUAGACAAACUAAACACACCAUCAACUUCAACACCUUCAAGAUUGCGAGAAAAUGUUAGGAAAGCUCUUAAAAAUCUUGAAGCAGGUCUGGAAUCAAUGUCUGAGAGCCAACUAGAAGUAGUAGAUAAAGCCCUAAAAUCUUUGGGUCCACAGCUUUCAGCCGUUGAUGUAACAGACAAGUCUUCUUUUGUUUCAGCCCAUUCAGUACCAGGUAACAAAAAAAUUGACCCGCAGAAAAGAACUCUCUUCAAGACAAAGAAAGAUGCAAAAAGAAAAUAUCAGAAAUUAACUCCCAGCUUAGAGGAAAUAGAGAGAACUGCUGCUAAAAUAAUUGUAAAUGCUAAAACAUGAAUGUAAAAACUUUUUUUACAUGG